UUUCUCACUAUAAAUGCAAGCACUAGGAUCCCUACCCUUUAGCUCCUCACUUAUCGCUUUAACUCCUCUGGGUUUUUUCUUUGUCUAACAAAGAAAAGAAAAUGACAAUAUCUGCUUCAUUUUUGCUUGCUUCUACCUUGCUGCUCACCGGGUGUGUUUUGGGUCCUAUAUCCCUUGUUUCAGCUAAACAUGGUGUUCCAUCUUAUGCUCAUAAGAAAAUCGCUUCUAAACCUUUUGAAGGGUAUCUUGAAAAUGGCAACUUUGAAGAACAGCCCAGCCCGACUGCCUUAAAGAAAACAGUACUCAAAGGAGCACACGCACUUCCCAAAUGGACUAUCACAGGGCUAGUCGAGUACAUCUCGGGUGGGCCUCAACCUGGUGGGAUGUUUUACCCCGUCGCUCAUGGCGUCCAUGCGGUGAAGCUCGGAAACGAGGCCACCAUUUCUCAAACCAUACCUGUAAAACCAGGGGUACUGUAUGCGCUGACUUUUGGGGCGUCCAGGACUUGUGCGCAAGACGAGGUGUUGAGAGUGUCGGUGGGUACUCAGUCAGGGGACCUUCCCUUGCAGACCUUGUACAGUAGUAUCGGUGAUGACGUUUAUGCUUGGGGUUUCAUUCCCAAAACCAAGUAUGCCACUGUUAAAUUCCAUAACCCAGGUGUUCAAGAGGAUCCCACCUGUGGUCCAUUGUUGGAUGCGGUUGCUAUUAAGGAGCUUGUCCGUCCCAGAGCUACCAGAUAUAAUCUGGUGAAGAACAAUGGCUUUGAAGAGGGUCCUCAUCGCCUAGUCAACUCCACCAAUGGUGUCUUGCUCCCCCCUCGGCAAGAGGAUUUCACAUCCCCACUCCCGGGCUGGAUCAUUGAAUCACUUAAAGCAGUAAAAUUCAUCGAUGCAAAGCACUUCAACGUCCCGGCCGGACACUCCGCAGUCGAGCUGGUUGCCGGGAGAGAAAGUGCCAUCGCCCAGAUCCUCAGGACCAUCCCCAACAAAUCAUACAACAUGACAUUCAUCAUCGGGGACGCUCGCAACGGUUGCAACGGAGAAAUGAUGGUGGAGGCUUUCGCUGCCAAACAUACAGUCAAAGUUCCCUUCACAUCACGUGGAAAAGGUGAAUUCAAGGCUGCAAGCUUAAUGUUCAAAGCUGAUACAGCCAGGACAAGAGUCACAUUCUACAGCUCUUACUACCACACGAGGAGUGAUGACUUCGGGUCUCUUUGUGGUCCUGUUCUGGAUGAAGUUAGGGUUUACCCUAUUGCUUAGAUGCCAAGUGAAAAUUUUUUUUAUGAAGCACUAGAGCAUAUAAGAUGGUAAGUGAAGGGUUUUGUAAUGGUUUUACGUUUGUAUAUUUAGCGGUUCUUGUAAGCUGUCUAAAACCAGAUGGAGGAAUGCGUUGCCAAUGUUGACUUUCAGCAAUCAUGGAUAACAAUUUGAAGAUGCUAUCUGUGUUUGAUCAAUUCUUUGGACGGUCUUAACUUAAUGUAUCAAUAAAAUUCAAAGUAAAAAAGAACCAGUAGUAGCCUGAUUUCCAACA
Molecule: messenger RNA, 1530 nt
Organism: Gossypium raimondii (Peruvian cotton)
Lineage: Eukaryota; Viridiplantae; Streptophyta; Magnoliopsida; Malvales; Malvaceae
Exons: 3
Coding region: 102-1259 (385 amino acids)
Cellular component (GO): cell wall; plasma membrane
Source: RefSeq, a predicted model, not a curated record